Messenger RNA from Mangifera indica (mango), 1069 nucleotides. Its product is annotated as zinc finger CCCH domain-containing protein 48-like. Bases 1 to 819 code for a protein of 272 amino acids. Lineage: Eukaryota; Viridiplantae; Streptophyta; Magnoliopsida; Sapindales; Anacardiaceae. The record is from RefSeq and is a predicted model, not a curated record. The transcript is spliced from 7 exons. Gene Ontology annotation, molecular function: protein binding.
AUGUGUACCAGCUCCUUGAUGGCUGUCAGUGGGAUUGCCCUUCCUUUAGGGUCAGACAAGCUUUAUUCAGGCAGUAAAGAUGGAACAGUACAACUUUGGGACUGUCAUACUGGUCAAUGUGCCAAUGUAAUCAAUCUUGGUGAUGAAGUUGGUUGCUUGAUUUGUGAGGGGCCAUGGGUCUUUAUAGGCAUGCCCAAUGUUGUUAAGGCAUGGAAUAUUGAGUCAUCAUCAGAAUUUAUCCUUAAUGAACCAGUCGGCCAAGUUUAUUGCAUGGUUGUUGCUAACGACAUGCUCUUUGCUGGAGCACAGGAUGGUGGUAUUUUUGUAUGGAAAGGCAGUCCUGGAGCUGAGAAUCCUUUUCAUCAUGUUGGAUCUCUAAGAGGCCACUCUCACACUGUGACAUGUUUAACUGUUGGACGCAAUAUGCUUUACUCUGGUUCCAUGGACAAUACAAUAAGGGUUUGGGAUCUUGAUACUCUACAGUCUGUUAUGACACUAGAUGGUCAUACUAAUGCACCAUUGUCUCUUCUAUGCUGGGAUCAAUUUUUGUUAUCCUGUUCAUUGGACAAGACUAUAAAAGUUUGGGGUGUUGCAGGAGGCAACUUGGAAGUAACCCAUACACAUAACGAAGAACAUGGUCUGCUUGCGCUUUUUGGGUUGAAUGAUUUUGGACAACCAGUAUUAUUGUGCGCUUGUAACGAUAAUUCUGUUCACCUAUAUGAUUUACCAUCGUUUAUAUAUUUUCAAAACGGGAAGUUAGAGACAUUCAGGUUGGUCCUGAUGGCCUCAUUUUCACUGGUGAUGGAACCGGGAUGUUAAGCGUAUGGAAGUUGCUGGCAAAGUCAAGUGGAUGAGCCUUCUCAUUAAAAUUUGUACAAGAAACAAGUUGCUGUAUAAAUUGCAGAGUUUGGCUGUAUAUGAAGAGGCAUAGAAAGAACUUAACACUGGGUUUUUAAUCCUUGGUGAUUUUUUCUAAUUUUUUUCAUGGGUUCUGCUUUUCAGUCUGUUCAAAUGUUUGUAGAAUUGUAUAAUUUAAUACUGGAAUAAAAUUAUGUUGUUAGCCAUCUCA